AUAUAGACAAAGGUCUCUAUUUGUCAUUUGGCUUCCUUGUCUUCAAAAUGACAUGGUGGCAAGGAACAGUUGAGAAUGAAGGUUGCUCAUCAUUUCAUGUACCAGACAAAAGAAAUGGGCUCCCCUCAUCACCUAUCUUUCUAUCCACGAUCUAUCUCUUUUCAAGUCUACUGAAUUUACCAUCUUCCAUAUUUUUCACCAUUUCAUUCUUUGACAUGACAUGAACACCAGACCAUUUCAGAACUAUGUUUUGUUUCUCCCUACCCUCUGUCCAACACAAUCCCACAUACCUCAGUUGCUCCAAUAACCAUAGCCUUACAUCUUAAAAAAACAUAAGUCAGGACUAUCCUACAAAACAACAAGCAUGGCUACUUUCUUCAUGGCAAAGAGUACUCCUAGAAGCAGCAACAUUGGAUCAUCAUCAGCAUCACCGAUAGUUAAGCUGGCUGAUGACCAUCUCUUCACAAUUAUGCUUCUGCUUCCUGUAGAUUCACUUAUCUCCUUUGCCAUGACUUGCAAAAGGUUCAGGUCCUUAACAACUUCUGAUACACUGUGGGAGUCCAUAUGCAGGAGGGAGUGGGGGUCCACAUCAGUGGAUGCCUUCAAGUCUUCUAUCAAUACCAACAACAAUCAGCAGUUGCCAUGGAUGAGGUUAUACAAGCAGGUGUCUCAGCUUGACUCAUUUUCUUGCCAUAAACUGCCUGACCCAGAUAGUGACUUGAUGCUCCCAACUCCCAGGGCUUCUCACUCUCUCAACUUUGUAUCUGAUUGCCUGGUCUUGUUUGGUGGUGGCCGUGAAGGAGGGCGAGAUCUCGAUGAUACAUGGGUGGCAUACAUAGGUAAAGAUUUUCAAAGAAUGCUAAAAUGGCAGAAGGUUACCUCAGGAAUUCCGAGUGGGAGAUUUGGGCAUACUUGCGCCGUCAUUGGCGAAAAUCUUGUGCUUUUUGGAGGAAUUAAUGAUCGUGGGAUGCGUCAAAAUGAUACAUGGGUGGGGCAAGUAGUACUUGGUGAGAACCUUGGUAUAACAACAUUGUCAUGGAGGCUGCUUGAUGUGAGCUCCGUAGCACCACCACCCCGUGGGGCUCAUGCUGCUUGUUGCAUUGAUAAAAGGACAAUGGUCAUCCAUGGAGGCAUUGGAUUGUACGGCCUUAGAUUGGGAGAUACUUGGAUUCUAGAACUUUCAGAGAAUUUCUGUUCUGGAACGUGGAUAGAGCUGGUGGCUCAUCCAUCACCUCCACCUCGUUCAGGACACACAUUGACAUGUAUCGAAGGAACAGGAACUGUUCUAUUUGGAGGAAGAGGUUUGGGGUAUGAUGUGCUGCAUGAUGUCUGGCUCUUGCAAGCGUCUGAGGAUCAACUCAAGUGGGUACAGAUGCUCUAUAAUUUGCAAGACAUACCUGAAGGAGUCUCCCUCCCGCGAGUUGGCCACUCAGCCACACUAAUUUUGGGAGGUCGGCUGCUAAUCUAUGGAGGUGAAGAUUCACAGAGACACAGGAAGGGAGAUUUUUGGGUGUUAGAUGUUAGUAAGAUCCCAUCAAUUAAAGAGCAGUCAACUCCAUUAAAUUCAAGGGGAUUACAAGCAAAUAUGUGGAGAAGGCUCAAGGCAAAGGGUUAUAAACCCAACUGCAGAUCAUUCCAUCGAGCCUGUGCAGAUCAUUCAGGGCGUCGCUUGUACGUUUUUGGUGGAAUGGUGGAUAGCUUACUUCACCCUGCCGAAGCAUCUGAGUUGAGGUUUGAUGGGGAGCUCUUUCUGGUAAAAUUUGAGCUGGAAACAGGAGCAGUAAGGUGCUGAGUUAACAUAAGAGUGUUUCCAAAUGAUCACUCAAAAGGCCAUAAUUCCUAGCCCUGUAGAUGGUAGCCCUCAUGCAGCUCAAUCAUCUGCUUUGUACAUGUUUCAUGAAUAAAAUAUGAAUAAUGCUAGACUAUGCCUAUUUUAGACAAAUCUUGAGGGAGGCCAUGGAAGUGAUCCAUAUUGAGUCACUGCCUCCAGGAUCAGAAUGACAAUCAUCAGCCUCGGCCUCAUUUUUCCGUCAA
Populus trichocarpa (black cottonwood) is the source of this 2034-nucleotide messenger RNA. RefSeq names its product F-box/kelch-repeat protein At1g51550. The record is from RefSeq and is a predicted model, not a curated record. Gene Ontology annotation, molecular function: protein binding. The transcript has 2 exons. Lineage: Eukaryota; Viridiplantae; Streptophyta; Magnoliopsida; Malpighiales; Salicaceae. The coding region runs from base 365 to 1792 and encodes 475 amino acids.